GAUGCCAGCUUGUUAGCUGUUAGCAAGCUCCGUAGAAAUAAAAGGCAAGGAAGUGUUGGUGUGUUUUCGCAUUUGUUUUAGAAUACGCGUAAUUAAGCGGUCUUAUUCAUAAGUUGACUUAGACUUCKCAGGCAGUGUUUGUUUAUACCGCUACUCAGUUUCCAGUUGGGUUGUCAGUGUUGCAGCGUCUUAUGUUUUGCAGUAAGAGGAUUUCACAGACGCCGAGGCUUUCACUCUUCUAUUUCUGCUCUAAUUGAUAUAAUUUACGACUUUGUUAGUGUUCGUUGCGUUGUAAAAGGGCGGGUUGGGCAAUAAUAUAUUAAUGACCGUGAAUUGAAAUGAUACAACCUUGCUAAAUUCAAUGUGUCUGACCCCAGGAAGAUUUUAGUCUGGUCCUUUUUAAUAUAAAAAUGCCAGCUGUGGUCCAGGAAAAAGAGGAUUCUGAAUCCUCCUCAGAAGAUGAGCAUGGAGAGCAUCCUUGUGUCACAUGGAGCGGCCUCAGCAAGACGAUUCCCAUUUUCCUAUUUUUACCCGAGGCCAUUGUUUCCAAAGAUAGGAUUAUCUGCUCUGUUGGAGAGCGAUAUAAUAUGGCCUUCAAGAUUGUGCGCACAGAGAGUCGCCUGGUACGAAGAAUACUCACCAAUCAUGGAUUCACUGAGGUUCACCCGAACAGUAAUGACUUUAACCUGAUGUGGACGGGUUCUCACCUCAAGCCUUACGUCCUGCGCUGCCUUCAAGACUACCAGAAGGUCAACCAUUUUCCCAGGUCAUAUGAAUUGACUCGCAAAGACCAUCUCUAUAAAAACAUCCAGCGGAUGCAGCAGACUCACGGCUUCAAAAACUUCCACAUAAUCCCUCAGACCUUCAUGCUUCCCUCUGAGUACCAGGAAUUUCGCAAUUGUUUUGCCAAGGACAAGGGGCCUUGGAUAAUCAAACCAGUUGCAUCUUCAAGAGGACGGGGGAUCUACCUGGUCAGCAAUCCAAAUCAGAUCGCGAUGGAUGCUAACAUCUUGGUGUCUCGCUACAUCAACAACCCGCUACUCAUWGAUGAGUUCAAGUUUGAUGUGCGUUUGUACGUGUUGGUGACAUCAUACGACCCACUCCUCAUCUAUGUUUAUGAGGAGGGACUUGCUAGAUUUGCAACAGUCAAGUAUGAUCGAGCGUCAACAAACAUCAAGAACACGUUCAUGCAUCUCACCAACUACAGUUUGAACAAAAAGAGCAGUGAUUAUGUCAGCUGCGAUGACCCUGAAGUGGAGGAUUAUGGGAACAAAUGGAGUAUGAGUGCAGUGCUGAGGUAUUUGAAGCAGGAGGGAAAGGACACCACAUUGCUGAUGAGACAAAUUGAGGACCUCAUYGUCAAAGCUGUGCUCAGUGCGGAGCUUCAGAUAGCCACUGCCUGCAAGAUGUUUGUUCCUCAUAAGACGAAUUGCUUUGAGCUGUAUGGUUUUGAUGUGCUCAUUGACUCCAACCUCAAACCCUGGUUGUUAGAGGUGAACCUUUCUCCCUCCCUGUCUUGCGAUGCACCCUUAGAUCUGAAGAUAAAGGCAAGCAUGAUUGCAGACAUGUUUUCACUUGUGGGCUUUGUGUGUCAAGACCCCCUGUCAAGACAGCCUCGCUCAGACAGAGUUGCCUCUGACAAGUUUUCAGCAGCCCAAAGAACACAGAAAUAUUCUGCACCAUCAGYCACUGUGCCCAGCAGGCUGCGACAGAGACCUACAUCAACCUGUAGCUCAGAAACAGACAAGCAAGUACCUAAACACAGCCUAGAAGACAGCACCCUCAACCUGACUGCAGAGGAGAUCAAAGUGCUGAGGAGGAUAAAGGAGGAGUAUGAAAGGCGAGGGGGUUUUAUAAGGAUCUUCCCCACCGAAGAUACAUGGGAGCUUUAUGGGAAUGGGAGCAUGCAGCUGCAGGUGGACACAGUCCAUGGCUGUCACGUUGUCCAGUAUGAGAGGAAGCUGCUGUCCCUGGAGGCAAGAAAAAGGAGACAGCGCCACCGAAGUUAUCACUCUAGUCCAAGGAAGAAAAAGCUGGGGAAGGAAUCCAGGGCCUCCCUGACCGAGAACGGGAGUCAGGAGGCAGAGGAGUGUGCUCAGGAGGAAAGAGAGGAGGCGCAGCCACUUCUUGGGCCAGUCUCGUGCAAGGCUUUGGUAACAGAGCAAAGAAAACAAGUGGACACACCACUGGAGCGCUGCCACAACAAAUCUCUGUCCAGCUCAGAGGCAGCCAUGCACAAUGCCAGACCCGCAGUCAACCUGCUCAACAUCCUUCAGCAGGGGUGGGACCUCAGUAAAGUGCAAGCCCGGAUUGCUUUUUCUUCCUACCUGCACCGGGUUCAGCAAAGGCUUCUGGCAGAAAGCAGAGUUAACACCGUCUCAGCUUGGCCAGACAAGGACAGCGACCAAAUGGAGCUGGUGAUUCGCUUCCUACGAAGAGCGGCGAGUAACCUUCAGCAAGAUAUACGGGUUGUUUUGCCCAAUCGUCAGUUACCACUSCAGGACCGCCGACGCAUCCUGUCCCACCAGCUAGGAGAGUUUAUCCGCUGUUACAACAAGGAAACUGAACAUUUGAUGACCAAACAGGAGAGCGGUGGGGAGCAGUGUUGUGUAAACCAAAGUGUAUUUCAGGAGUAUAUCACUGCAGCAAGUGAAAACGAUCUGGAAGAAGUGCUGACGUUUUAUACACAGAAAAGUAAAUCGGCCACCGUCUUCUUAGGAACUAGAAGUGUCAAGAAAGAUGUUCAGGAUUCAGGCAAAAUCUCUAAAUCUCUGCUUGUGGACACCAGGGCUUCAGAGUCUUCUCUCUCAACAGGGAAAGUCAGCUGUGACUCAGACGUUAAGGCCACAGAGAGUCAGAAGUCUGUGUCUAUGAAGCCUUCAGACCAACAGGCAGAUGUUACAACGGGUAAACCUCAGCCAGAUGUCCAGUCAUCUCAGCACUCCUCCAGUUUUCCCCUGACCUUAGAUUGCACUCGCGCUCGUCUGCAGCACUGCUCUCCUGCUGCAGCAUUCAUUCCUCUUCACUGUCCGCCGCCGCCGCCGCCUCCUCAGCCUCCCUCUUACGCACAGUCCUUGGCGAAGUCUCACUUUUGCCAUUCAGAMACUCACUCUGACCCUCCUGCGUACACCUCUGCCCCUGUCAUCACACRACCUCCAAAAGCGAUCCAGGCCGCCGCAGCUACCGCCACCAACACCGUGACUUCAGGGCAAUCAGGGCAGGUGCUCAAAAGGAUUCAGUCUUUUGCUCCGUCCAYUUUCAGCUCUGGAGCAACUGCCUCAAUCCCAGCUGUUACACACAUCUACAGCCAGAAGCUCUCUAGACCCACGUCUGCAGGCCAAGAGAUCAGGAGGAGCAGUUCCAGUAAGUUCAAGUCAAACUCAGUGGGGACGUUCAGGGAGUUACAGUCCCUGUCUGCUCAGGCUCAGUCCAACCAGCAAGCAUUCAUCUCAGCUCUGCAGAAACUGGCUGACAAGCAAGUGGCUCGCCACUGUUCCAGCUCCAGUCACAUCAACCUGCUGACACAACACUUGACCAACCUGAACCUGGCCAGCAGGAUGCUGAGCAGAGAGAAUUUAACGCUGAACCCCAAAACUGCUGCAACCCAAAGACCCCUGAGAGCUGCACAUUCUGAUCGUCUAAGCAGAACAGGACCACUGAAGGAUGAGGAAGGACUUCUGGAUGGGCGGAUGCAGACCACCUCCAGCCUGGUGAAAGACCUGAACCCCAUACAACCUAAACAGCUAGCACAAGGAAGCUACCAGCUUCAGUUUGCUAUUCAGCAGCUGCAACAACAGAAACUAAAGUCGCAUCAGUUCCUGGACAGACGUCAGGCAGAUGUCCUCAGAGAGUUCAGCCAGUGGAUCCGUGUCAAGUGGCAAGCAGGUGGUGUACGAGGCCRUCUGCGGUAAAACAGGUCUUUCUAUGUACCAGAAGCUGGUCCAGGGCCAGGAUCCCUCUCACAGAUGACAUGAAGAGGAUUCAGAGGACAUCGUGCCACUCUGCAGGCCUGACAGGUGUCAGUGCAUGUAACUACAUCUCACAGAGUUAUAUUCUGGGGAAAGGACAACAGAUGAAAGUCUGCCAAACAUCGAGCAGCAUYCUAAUCAUUUCUAUACGAUACAGCCACAGACAUGCGAGCGGAUAAUAUGCCAGGCCUGGAAUGUGGAGCCUUGACGCAGGUUGGGAUAUAGUUGCAUUGCUCCAAUCCCCCCACCCUCCCACCCUCAUUGCCCCUGGCUACAAUCAGUCUACAUCCCAACAGCUGCCUGCUCUCAUUCCCUCCAUGCUACUGAUGCCACGGGAAGAUUUUACUGAUAGAUAGCCUACAGCAGAUGGCUCCUCAAGACCUGUUGGUAUUCAAACAAGUACAGUGUUUAAUUCUCCACUUAAGAGGUGUGUGCAAGUCCCCCCCCCCCCCCCACACACACACACUAUCCCUGAAUGAAAAAGAAAAACAAGCGAGAUAGGGUGUAAUGAGAAACUUCUGAUGAGUUUGACAUGUAUUGUUUACAGUUCAUGAGAAGUUUCUCAUCUUACUGUGGUGCUCGGUGAGCAUGAAAGACCCUUUCAUGUGUGGCUUCCAACAAUAGACAUUCCAGACUCCAUGUUGGAAGCCAAACUGUUGCCAAAUCUCUGCUCGUUGCCUGAAAAUGAGUGAAAGAACAGCAUCCGUUUGGUCCUGAGUGUGAAGGUUCUGGUAAAGGUUUUAAAUGUGAGCAGCUGUUGCCUUGUUUCCUGUUUUAUGAAUGUUAGACUCAGAAGUUGAGUUUUUGCUGUAAAACUGUUCUUAAUAUUAUUUAUUUUUCCUUAGAAGGACCAAUUCACUUGUUUGCUUUAGCAAGUUAACUGUCAUCAUAAUGGGCAUAAUGGGCAGUUGCCUAUGUGAGAAUUUUUGUAGCUCAAAGCAGAAGAGGAAGAAGAUUUUUGGUUAUGCACAGACCUAGUCUGAAGCUGCACCAGCAGAUCAAUAACUUUGAGUAUUUUGUUACUCGGGACCAUGUAGAGAGUUCACUCAGGGUGUGUUCAUAGAGCAAAACACCUUCUUGACAUUAAUGAUGACUUGUCUGAAAUACUUGAAUUUUUUUGCAUGAUUAUCUCAACAGGUGAUUGUCAUCGGGGCAGUUUUGCACAGGUCACAGUUUUCAGAGCAGUACAGAAAAAUACAUUUGAUGUGUUUUGUAGGAUGUGAUGAACGUCAUGCUGUGGGGUAAUUAGUGCAUGCUGAUUCACGAUACUUGAUGUUGUACUGUAAUGUGUUUACAGUGUGAUUGUUACAGUAUACAUGCAUGAAAAGUGUUAAUUCGAGGACCAUUUAUGCAGUUUGUAGCAACAGCGCUGAGUUGACUGUUUAGAAAAUGACGCAUUAAAAUGUUUUACAUUGAUGUCACAUGUAUUUGUCCAGAAGUAAUGAAAGAUUAAACGAAUCAACUGUCCAUUUUUUUAAUUAAAAAAAGUGUUUUCAAGAGUAAUAAUAAAAACAUUUACAGUUUGUGA
Molecule: messenger RNA, 5496 nt
Organism: Austrofundulus limnaeus
Lineage: Eukaryota; Metazoa; Chordata; Actinopteri; Cyprinodontiformes; Rivulidae
Gene: ttll5
Product: tubulin tyrosine ligase-like family, member 5
Biological process (GO): microtubule cytoskeleton organization; protein polyglutamylation
Cellular component (GO): ciliary basal body
Molecular function (GO): metal ion binding; tubulin binding; tubulin-glutamic acid ligase activity
Source: RefSeq, a predicted model, not a curated record